AUUUGUUCGAAAAAAAGUUACCAACAUUUGGAAAUGAUAACGUUAUGACAGAAUCACGCUACAAAAAUAAUUUGCUGCAACGAAAAUUAAUCGAUAAUAACAUUGCAAUUUAUAAGGGAAUGUCUAUGUUUGUAAAGAAUUUUAUAACAAAUGCGUCUAAACAUUUGCUAAAUAUUGAUCAACAUCUCAUAAAAUCACAGGUAACUAUGCAGUCAGUUUUAUGCUCUUUGAAAACUUCUCAGGUCAGUAUGAAGCAACUGCAUGAAAAACAUAAAGAUAUUUUUGCAAGCAAUUUUGUACCGGAUAUCAAAUACUAAACUUUCAUAAAUAAAAAAUAUUAAGGAUGUUA
Molecule: messenger RNA, 349 nt
Organism: Bactrocera dorsalis (oriental fruit fly)
Lineage: Eukaryota; Metazoa; Arthropoda; Insecta; Diptera; Tephritidae
Gene: Blos3
Product: biogenesis of lysosome-related organelles complex 1 subunit 3
Cellular component (GO): BLOC-1 complex
Source: RefSeq, a predicted model, not a curated record